AUGAAAAUCCUUGUUCGACGUAAACAUCGUGAAUACCUUCACAAAAUCCAAGGUUCCUUCAGUGAAAAUCCUAAAUUAUUUUGGAACUAUCAUAAAGCAGUAUUACAUCAUCGCUCAGGGGUUGUCUCUAUUAUUACGAGUAAUGAAAUAACAGCCAAGACACCAGCAGAGAAAGCUGAACUAUUUAACACGUACUUUUGCUCUGUUUUUACUUCACCCAGCGCAGUGUCCAGUUUGCCCUCUUCCCCCAUAAGAUCGGAUAUAGAAAUCUCUGAUAUAGAGCUAACAGUGGAAGAAGUGUCAGCUUGUACGUUUGUCUAGUUUAGACACAUCUAAAGCCACCGGUCCUGACGGGAUACCCGCACGCAUCCUAAAGGAAUGUAGCACGGAAAUCGCACCAAGUCUUUGUACUUUGUUCAAUCACUCUCUACGCAUUGGGCGUUUCCCUGCAGAAUGGAAAAAUGCCGACGUAACACCAGUCCAUAAGAAGGAUAAUAAAGAACCUGCUGAAAAUUACAGACCUAUCUCUUUAUUGCCGAUAGUAAGCAAG
This is a messenger RNA of Paramuricea clavata, 550 nucleotides long. Lineage: Eukaryota; Metazoa; Cnidaria; Anthozoa; Malacalcyonacea; Plexauridae. The record is from the annotation of a GenBank genome assembly.